Messenger RNA from Cladocopium goreaui, 1124 nucleotides. The record is from the annotation of a GenBank genome assembly. Lineage: Eukaryota; Dinophyceae; Suessiales; Symbiodiniaceae.
UGCAGGUUUCAAGUUUUCUGACAUCGGGCUGACUCUUUUUGGAGGAUGGGGGACACCCGUGCCUUGCAGGCUCGGGUGGAAGAGUUGGAGACGCGCGUGCGAGAGCUCGAGGCGGAGCAAGAGCUCCAGGAGCUCCGCGCAAUCGUCGAAGCACAGGAGGCAGCCCUCACAGAACAGUGCCGCAUCAUCGAGAGCCAGAGUGCCUUGAUAGAAGACUUGAACGAACACCUGAGCGCAGGCUUGCCUUCUGCAACGCAUCCUGAGAAGGAUGAAAAGAGCGAGAAGCCAAGCGAAAAGCCCAGCGAGAAGCCGAGUGGACGCGAGGAUGACCGCGACGAGCGUGGCCAACCACCGCUGCCGCCGCCAGCGAGGAGAAGUCGUGGUAGCUCGGGGUCAGAGAGUGGCGCCACACAAGGCCCAGCUCCCAAGAAACGAACUGCCAAUUCGACCAGCUCUGGCUAUGGCAGGGUCUCCACAGGUUCCGCUGGAAGCAUGAGCGCUCCAGGUCUAAGAAGUGGAAAGCUCGAGGUUCGAAAAGAAAAAAGCGAAAAAAGUGAAAGGAAUGAGAAACGGUUGGGCUGCAGCAGCGCUAGCAGCGGUGGUUUGGGCAUCAAAGGCCCUUCGCCGCGCAUGACACCUCGAAGUGCGAGUGCAUCGGAUGCCCGAAGAGCGCAUGGUGGAAAUGGGGCAGCCAUGGCUGUGGGGGUUCCACCAUCGCUCCCAUUACUUCGACAAGAAGCUUAGCUUUCUGCAGCUUUGCAUAACUUUGAAUACACGUUCACAGUAAUUCUUGGGCUGCCAAUGUGAACCAGCCAUUUCUCAGUACUUAGCUCCCCGUAGCAGCUGUAGCAGCUGUAGAGUUUGCGCAUUAUUUCGUGUAGUGCAAAUGGCCUGCAAGAAACUGCGUAGGUUUGAAGGCGCCUAAGACUGCGCUGAAAUGCAUGCCGCUGUGGCGAUUUGUACAUGUAAAUGCAUGGCCUGUCAAUCCAGAAGGCAGGAGAUAUGGUAAGCAUUUCAUAGUGCAGGGCAGAAGCAACCUGCAAUUUCCCAUGUGUGUUUCCUCUUAAUUUUAUGUCUGUUUCACACUUGCUCUCGCACCUGUGAUUCAGGGUUAGAGAAGUAAA